UACUUGACCGGACAGGACGGGUUCUGAAACAAUCUUGUGCAGUAUCUAAAUAAAGCAAAGUGAAAAUAAAGCCUUUUGUGAUGUGAAGUGAUCUAAUAAUUUUCUAUCGGGAAAAAAAUCAUUGAAAAGUGCUUUGAAUCGGGCAAAACGAUACCUUCCGUAACUGUUGGAGCUUGUGAUGGAGUGCACAGAAGUGUAGAAAGAAAAUCGACCCGAGCUUGUCGCUGGACCAGAAGUCAAAAAUCACGGUGAUUAAUUGCAUCACACCCAGGAGAACCGAUCCAGGAAAGUCAUAGGUGGAUUAUGACUUCGUACCCAACUUUCGAAAGCAGUAACCCGGAGGAAAUUUUCUACUCAACCUAUGAACCGUCGAAGGAAGAAAUACUCGAGUAUGCAGUCAAGAUUGGCAUUGAUCCAGAGAAGGAAACCAACCUGAUUUAUCUCGCCCGGCAAGGAUUACUGCAUCCGUUGCCGGAAAAUUGGAAGCCCUGCUACAGCAAGCAGGUCAAGGCUUACUACUACUAUGAUCGGUACACGAGAAAAUCACAGUGGGAGCACCCGAUAGACGUCCUGUACCGACAAAAGGUUGUUGAUGCCAGGAAGGCCUUCUCGUUGGACCGGUCCGAUUCAACAUCACUGGCUGAUUCGGGCUUCCGCAGCCUGAAAUCCGGCGCAAGUAAUUUAAGUAAUAAUAGUAGCGGAAGUGGCAGCGGAGGUAGUGGCAGUGGGUGCGAAGCAAAAACACCCGGAUCUGAGAUUGGUGCAGCGGUAGAAGCUCUUUUUGGUGAAACUAUUGGAGAUUGCUUUAAGCAGCAUCGAACAUGUGACGGUCAUACGGGUUCUGUUUCAGCGUCUGCUGAGUCCGAUCGUGAAGAUAGUGUCAAAGAAGUAAACGUUGUGAAGGUGGAGGCAGAAAAAGACGAAGCAAGUGAAAAGAGCGAUGUUGAAUUAGGCGAAGAAGCUGGUACCGAGGGCGCCAACAGAGAUUCGAGUAAAGAAAAUAACCAUCAAACAUCGGGUAAUACGGAACAAACAUUGGCGGGACAAGAAACGAUGGCUUCCGGAUCACGAAUUUCAUUCAAUUUGGGAUCGAGUGUGAGAGACCGUUCAGAAGCUAGUAUGUCUCGAGGAUCAUUUCCCGGUUUUACCCUAACUGGAACCGGAUCGCAGUUCUUGAAAACAAACAAGAAACCAGAGUUUGACAGUUUAGAAUUAGGGAAGAAAGAAGAAGUUAAAGGUAUUUUAAGGGAUUCUAGUCUAACGUUUGUAAGAAAUAAAGGGACACCCAAUGAAGAUUCUUCGGAAGACAGAAAGAGCGUUCGAUUUGAUAUUGAUUUGAAUGCGGAGCUUAAAUCAUUUAAUAAACUGGAAGCGGUGCGAGAUGACUCUUUAAUAAAUUUUGAUGAGAUUGUAGAAGGAUCCGAUAAUGAUGCGGAAGUGGAGGAAGAGGUAGUGGAGAGUUUAGAGAAAAAGGCUUCUAGUUCAACGGAAACUUCCGGAGAGGAUUCGGAUGCCAGCGAGGAAGCAGAUAGCAAAGCGGAGGUAGCGAGAAGAUUUUCUGUUGAUCGUGGUAGCGAUGAUUCUAUUCGAUUGUUGAAAUAUUCGAUCGCUGAUGAGAAAGCAAGAUACAAAUCAAAGCUUGAAGACGAAUUGAAAAAUCUGCAAAUCAAAAAUGAAUCUGACACUAAAACCGAAUUGGCCAAGGAGCGAAAACGUCAUGAAGAACAAUUAGAUAAAGAAAGAGACAAACUGAAGGAACAACAUCUGAAAAAUAUUGACGAGAUCAAAGAAUUUUAUCAGGUCAAACUAAACGAGAUGAAGGCUGAUUACGAAGAGGAAAAUGAGAAAGAAUAUAGAAUCUAUCAAGAAACGCUUCAAGAAGAGUUCGAUCGAAGAGUAAAGGAAGUCACCGAUGAACACAGAGCUACGAUGGCUACUCUUCAGAAAAACCACGAUGAAAUUGUCGAGGAGCUCGAGCGUGAUUUAAAAACCGAAGAAGAGUUACUGAAGAAAGAGCACGGUAAAAAUUUAACAGAAAUGAAAAUCAAAUUAGCUCACGAGCUGGAUGUUGAGCGACAACGCAUGAGAGAGACGGGCGAGGAUCGACUGUAUGAGAAAAUUCGCUGUGAAAAGCGGUUGCUAGAAGACAAAUAUAAAUGUUUGAAGGAGAAGUACACCCGAUUGAAGACCGAUGUCCGGAUUUCCUUGGAAAGACGUAAGAAACGAAGAGAACAGCAGCAGCAUAGUUUGCUUAGCAAUAGCUACGAAACCGAUGAUCGUACCAAUUCAAGACCAACUCCUCACUAUCACUAUGAGGGAAAAUCCAGUACUCUUGCACAAACUUCAGUUAUGAUGAAUUCGGAAAAAUCUUCUAUAAGUACACCGCCACCAUCGGUUGCCUCCAAAAGAUUUCCUGUGAAAAAUUACACAAUGGAAAACAAAAAUAAGUUGUUGCAUUACAAUGGCAACGGGCACCAUCAGGUAGCUUCCCCGGCACUGUCUGAUCCACGAAAACCGUACGUCCUCAACAAUAAUCGUCUGCAGAAUAUGGAUGACACCAGUCAAAGUGAAACGACAUAUUCAAAAAACUACUUUCAAAUCCGUAACAUGUUCGCCAACGUUCGCGACGAAAAUUGUAGCUCAGAUUCAGAGUUCGAUAGAAAUCACGAGAAAAGUAACAACCCUAUAAGUCGACAGAAACGCAAGCUUUUCACCAAAACAAAAUCUGCCUCAACGUCAAAACUGAAUUCGUCAAAGCAUGAACGGGAGCGGCCCUGCACUCCCGUUGAGAAUCUAAGGAUUCAGCUGAAGAAGCUCGAAGAGUUGGAAGACCAGAUUCCGGACUGUAACAUGGACACACCUUAUCACCUACGCUAUCCAUUCAGUGAUCUAGAGAACAAUGGUGGCAGUACUGAGUUAGACUUCUUCAAGCAUCGGAUUCUACUCGAGCGGGACUCGGUUAUGCGUGCGAAAGAAUCACUACGAACCCAGAAAAAUUUGUUCAAAUCAAAACAGCGUGAUAUCUCGAUCAAACACACAAUGAAGAAUAAACACACGAUGGAUCAAAUCUUUAAUGAGGAGAAAGAAUUGACCGAGAUGGAAGUUUCGUUGCAUAGAACUCGGGCUCUGUUGGGCGAAAAAGUUAUCCGACUACGUCAUCUGGAACGGUCGCUACAAAAGCUGUCGGAAAAGGAUCGUCCAACAUUACCGGAGAAUAUAGAAAUUAAUAUGAAACCAAAGGAAACGCUGAGUGAUCUGUCAUCCUAUUCCAGUUCCGGUUUCAGUAGUACUGAUGUGCCUACGGAACAUGGAAAUGUUCGUCAUCAGCUCGUUGCAAAAGAGUCCAAUGAGACACUUAAGUAUUUGGAGCAUCUACAUAGUGAGAUUCAGGAUAUCUGGAACAUUUUGAAUCCAACUCAUCAGGCCACUGGCUACGAAGAGCUGGAUUAUCUAAAUAAUCCUUCUCAACAUUUCUGCGAUAUGGUUAUGUCGCCAAAGCAAGGUGGAAUUUCAAGCUUGGGCACUGCAACGUCACACCAACAGAUUCACCAGCAGAAACAGCAACAACAGCACCACUACACUGUGAAUCUGCUGGAAAAAACUCGGGAUCUGAAGAAUUGGUUGCGACAGGCAAAAUCUGAGCACGAACUUCUGAAAAAGAAAUCCUUUGGAUAAGAUCAGACGUGUAGGUGCUAGAGAACAGAGUUUUCAAUACAUAUUUUGAAAGUCUGACAAAUUUUGAAAAACCGAUUUCUCAAACUUUUCAGACAUUUGGGAAUCUAAAUUCUUAUCACAACAGUUUUGUUGAAAUUUACUCAGUAAGUCGAUAUACAGCAAUUUAAAAGAAUGGACUUGGUUUUUUUUUGUAACAGGUUAUUUUGAAUUCAAGGUUUUUUUUUCAAAAUUGCAUAACUUGGGAAAAACUCGCUUUCGGUGACGCUCUGAACGAAUGAGCACGUUGUUUAUUUCGCCGGAGUGUUUCUCAAGAAAGAAUGAAUUUUAAUCUGUAUUGCGGCGGCUCUGUGUUGCGACACAUCAAGGUUAUCACUGACGAUCCAGUGAAAUGAAAGUCUGAGGCUUGUUUGCGACAAAAUCUGCCCAAAUUAGAUCUGGUAAUCAUUUAUUUGUGUAUUAUGAAUCAUCUUAAAACUUAUUACAGUUACUCAAUUAGGCUGCAUGUAUAAAUUACGAACUUUUGAGUUUACUGCACCCAUUGGGGUCUGUGUAGACCUUACUGCAACUGAUUUAGCUGCUUUUGUCCAAGAUUCUCGAUUUUUUCUGUAGUUGUUGCUUGUUGUUUAUAUUGAGAGAGCUCGCGAUUCACGAGAUCCCAAUUCCGUUUGAUAGGUCGCAACUCCGGGCAGUUGGGUGGAUUCGACUCUUUCAGUACAACAUGGACUCUAUUCGCUUUAUACCAUUCCAAAACGUCUUUGGCGUAGAUACUAAAUCAGGCCAGAAUAGCGAGGGAGCAUAUGAAUGGUAACAAUCGCCUAUUUAGGCAUAUUUCACGGUAUAUUUCCUUGUUUGCGAUUCCGGUAGUGAUGAAGCUUUGGCUACCAAAUUGCUGUACGGCGACUUCCGAAUAAAUUGCGGGAAACGAUCGGUUGAAGAUUUCAUGUUUAUUAUUUCCUCACACGUUUUCCAUGCUAUUUCCUACUGUUUUUAAAAUGAUAACAUAGAAUAAGACAUAACACAAAGAAAGUGAUAGCUACUCAAUGAAUCGGUAAGAUGUUUGCCAGAGAAUAAUAGUCUAGGCUUUCAUCAAUUAUAUGACAGUGGAUCCCAUCUUAUAAUCCCUACUUUCCUCGCGGUUCAACCUUUGAUAAACCGCUCCCAUAGUAUAUGAACGUACCAUUAAACUAUAGUGUGAUAUUAAAUUUUAGAUAAAUUCGAUGUUAGUAGUUUGAAUCCAAUUAGUUGUGAGACCAGAAGAUAAACUGAGAGAAUGUUAAAGUAAGUUAAGGAUAACUAAGAACAUGAAGAUGCAAUCGACAGAAAUUAGCAGACAAUUUAACUACAACACUUUAUAAAAUUGUUCCAACUUUAUUUAAUUACAUGCACAAAUAACUAUAAGAAACAAGAAAAAAAAAACAUUUUAAAUGAAACAUUUUCAUUUCAACUAAUGUAUGCUGAAAUUUGAAGAAAAUCGCAUAUUUGGACAGUUUGCUGUGCUCAUAAUGUUUUGGUUUUGGAUUCAGUUGAACACAAUACGAUUGAAUUUUCAAUACGAGUAAAAACUAACAGUUUGUCACUCUAUUAUUAAAUAUACAGGAAUAUACAGAAAAAUUUAAAAAAAAGUACGAAUUGGUCCAGUCAUAAAGACAAAUAUUAAUUACGACAGAGAUUAUUUUAACAUUCCAUAUUAGAAUUUAAUAAACAAAUAAUGGAUAAAAAUUUGUGUAACAGAAAAACAAGUAUGAAAGAAAAAUAUUUAACACGAUCUUGUCGGCAAAAUAUCAAGAAAAAAACUGUAUCACUUUUACGUCUGGUUUGAAACUACGAAUUACUACAUUGUAUACGUGAAAGUAUGUUUGGAACCUGAAAAUUGUAUUAAUUUGAUAUUACUUAAUACAUGCUAGAUUAACUCACUACUGAUAUUCAUAUCAUCUCAACACAGACCUUCUCUGGAAUUCAUCUUAUAAAAAAGCUAGCAAAUGAAAUAAAAUAAUUUUUAGUUUGAAAACGAAGUCAAGAUGAUACCGCGAUCCACGAUUAGAAACUUCAACAAAACUGAUUACAUUUGCUUUUAUUUUAACCGAUGAAAACGGUCGACGGUGCGGGAUGUAGGUAACCAGGUCGCCGACAGGACAACAAAUUUUGAAUGAAAUUCAAACUAACAAAUGUUUUAAGGACAUCUAGUCGAAUAAACUACUAAUACAACCCAGUUCUAAAAUAAUGUUACAAUAAAAA
Messenger RNA from Malaya genurostris, 5910 nucleotides. RefSeq names its product centrosomal protein of 164 kDa (gene Cep164). Gene Ontology annotation, molecular function: protein binding. Bases 304 to 3675 code for a protein of 1123 amino acids. The transcript is spliced from 5 exons. The record is from RefSeq and is a predicted model, not a curated record. NCBI's taxonomy places the organism in Eukaryota, Metazoa, Arthropoda, Insecta, Diptera, Culicidae.